Cyprinodon variegatus (sheepshead minnow) is the source of this 2849-nucleotide messenger RNA. RefSeq lists its product as uncharacterized. Lineage: Eukaryota; Metazoa; Chordata; Actinopteri; Cyprinodontiformes; Cyprinodontidae. Bases 300 to 2447 code for a protein of 715 amino acids. The transcript is spliced from 8 exons. The record is from RefSeq and is a predicted model, not a curated record. Gene Ontology annotation, cellular component: plasma membrane. Gene Ontology annotation, molecular function: protein binding.
UCUUACUGGGAUUUUUGUCAGAAAAUUGAUGCUGCUUGGUUUUCACAGAGCAAACGGGAAAAAUUUAUCUAGAGGUAUGUAAGUAAAGUCAUUAAAACACCUUUUGGACCUCCCCGUGUUCAAACUGCAGCUCACUCUGCUGCCCAACUGGAACCGCGGCUUUAACGCCAGCUUCAUAACCAUGGUGAGGCGUGAUCCUCCUUGGUAACCAAUCCUGGUUGUUCAGGCGAUGACAUAACUAUCAAACUCUAAACUGUCCAUCCAGAGUCAAACAAAGAUCUGCGCUCUGCCAGCUCAGAAUGAAGGGUGUGGUGGCUCUCGCUCUGUUGCUGGGAAGUGUUCAUCUCAGCCACCCCUGUCAAAAGGUGAAAAAUGUUUUGGUCUGCUCGGACGCUCUAACAAAUUUCCUCCCUGGUUGUGAAUCCAUGUUUGUGAGUUUGAAGAAUAUUGGAGAAAUCAACUCCACGGUUUUGCAAAGCGAACACCUUUCCACCAUCACUGAGUUCCAAAGCCUAAACAGUGGCAUAACAGGAAUCGCUGCAAACGCCUUCAGCUCAUUUUCAAAUCUAAAAACUCUCAACUUGGAUGGUAACAGCUUGACCAAAAUCAACCAGAACUGGUUGGGAAACCCUGCUGCCCUCCAUGAGCUGUCGCUUAAUUGCAAUCAGAUUGAAGUUUUAAAGGAGUCGGACCUGAAGCGACUCACAAACCUUAAGAGUCUUAAGCUGAAUGGAAACAGGAUCCAAACCAUCUAUCCAGAGAGCUUCAGCUUCCAGAGUGUGAUGGUUGAUCUGGAUUUAUCUGAGAACAGGCUGACCCGGCUGCCCCUUCAGAUGAUGGCUUCUCUAAGGUCCCUAACCUCCAUUAGCCUUCAUGGGAAUCCCUGGAACUGCUCUUGUGAUGCCCAAGCCUUUAUUGCCUCUCUGAAAGAGUUGGACACAUCUCAUCUGGUGAAUCCAGAGAGUAUAACCUGUGCGACUCCUUCACAGCUGGAAGGUCGACCAAUGUUGAAAGUGUCUGUAUGUUUGACGCCUCCAACACCAGGAACUCUGCCCUGGAAUAUGACCACUCUAACCACCAAAACUCCAACACCGCGCCUGAUUGAAAGGACAGAAAGGCCCUCCCCGGCUGACGCCACAGGAGGGACCCCUGCUCACACAGCGACAUUUUUCUCCUCAGAGACCUCUUUACCAACCAAAGCGCCUGAUGCCACAUCGCAGUCUUCAUCUGCCGGAAGAGUUACUGGUUUGUGGGAUUCUACUCGGCCCUCAGGUCCACCUCCACCUUCCAACACUAAUGUCUGUGCUCUUAUCACUGUUAUUGCGGUCCUCUGUGUGCUGCUGCUUGUUGUGAGUUUCAUGGCAGUCAUGCACAGAAGAAAUCGCAACCACAAAGCUGUAAGGCCUGGAUGUCCACAAGAAGAAGAGAAGAAGCAUGAAGGAGACGGUGUUUCUAAUCAGGAUCAAUCUGCAAAAGGCUCUAUGCAGGGAUGCCAAGCAGAGCUUUGGAGAAGAUCCUUCACUGGCAUCAGAGCAAAAUCAGCAAACGCCAUCCUCCUCUCAUCUCCUUUCUAUGUGCCUGAGGACAAAAUUACUUUCCAAACUGGGAACGAAGUUCCUUUGGAAGCUGCUGUUAUAGAGACCGCAGUGUCCCAAAGUGGGGCAAGAAGGAUGGGAGGACAUAACCCAGAAAUGUCUGAAUCCAUGGACUCAAUAAAAGAAGGUGAUGCGGGAAACAUUUUUGAAAAUCAGGAAUGUUCUGAUGUCAACAUCGACAUUAUACCAUACCUGAGUAUCGGUACCGUGCAGAACAAACCAAGCCCUGAUCAAGAGUGUGCAGGAGGUCCAGGUCCACAGAGGGGUAAAUCCAUCAGGAGGAUCUCCACCUGGCCUCCCACUGCAGCUCAGUGGCAGGAGAGGUGCAAACGAAAAGAGGAAGAAGGGGAGGAAGAUCAGUUUGCUGUUUGGAAACAAACUGUAGCAAUGAAGCUCUCAGAUAAUAUGAAGAUCAUGAUGGAGGAUCCAAGCGGCUCUGAUCAGAGUGGAAAGGAGGAACAAACCAACAUGAAUUGGACACUUUCUGGGAGCUCUAACCCACAUGAGAGUCCAGUGAGUGUGGUGGAGGUAGAAGGAAUGACCCUGGAUGCAGAUCCUGUCAGUCAGGCCCCGAUGGGUCCCAGUGAGGAGCAGAAGUCAGAGGAACACCCUGCACAGAGGAACAGCAGCAAGAUGAAGCAGAAGCAGUCUGUGACCAUCAGGCAGAGGGUGGAAAACAGAGCUGCUGCUGGGUCAAUAGCGCCCUCUGGUGGCGCUUCUCCAGAUGAUGAAACUCUGCUUUCAGGGAAUGAGUAUGCCUUCAUGGACCUGCUUCAUGAGGUGGUUCAGAACAACGGCCGCUGGACAAGAGAGCGAUGGAGACACAUUCAUGUUAACAAGCAGCGGCGGUAAAGCAAACUAAAGUAUAAUCUUUGUUUUUUCCCUUUGAAUGACGAUUUAUUCUGUCUGGGGUCAGAAUGCUUCCAUUAUAGAGAUGAUUUGUCUCACUGAGUAUAGUCUGAAGUCAGUUUGAUAGUAAGUUUAAUCAAAUAAUUUCACUUUUAAAUGUUAUAUUUGUGUCCUCAAUAAAUUUGCUCAAUGAUUGAGGGUAAAACUGAAAAAAUGCCUUCUUAGAUUGUAUGAAUGAUUUCUUAGAAAAUGUCAAAUAAAUUCAUCAGCUGUUAUCCAAACCUACUUUUUACUGAAUGACAUUUGUUUUGCUUAGAAACUAUUGUCCAUUUGAUAAGACUGCAUCAUUAUAUAUUUUGCAAUUAUAAAAUUAAAAUGUUAUUCUAUCGGUCAAUGCUUGCUGUU